Messenger RNA from Pocillopora meandrina, 6795 nucleotides. The record is from the annotation of a GenBank genome assembly. Lineage: Eukaryota; Metazoa; Cnidaria; Anthozoa; Scleractinia; Pocilloporidae.
AACUCGAUAUUCUUUAAUAACUGGAAUAAGUUACUGUCUGAAGUGACAUGUAGUUUUCCAGGUCUUAACUCCCAAGGGUACCUGGUAGCUUGCACGGAUCGUACUGCAAGAGUGCUAGAGAAAAUGUCGGAAAAAGGCGAAUCAAACGGACAUAUUACGGUCACAGUCACCUCACCCUCAAACGAGGAACAGGUCAUCACUGAUGAGGAAAACGGUGACGAGCUCCAAGUUGAAGUGGAGGCGAAGCGGAAAGGAUGGGGAAACAAAUUGGAGUACAUGCUUGCCACUGUCGGAUUUGCUGUUGGUCUUGGAAAUGUAUGGCGUUUCCCUUACUUGUGCCAAAAGAAUGGAGGAGGUUAGUAAAUCCAGUGACUAACAAAAGACAUAGUUUUGCCUGGUUUCUUAUCUAAGUAUUGACUACUGGACGAUUUUAACACCCCAGAGACAUCGGGUGAGAAUUCGAAGGGUUUCCUAUUUCACACUUCUGUGUCAAACCCGUUUAGCUUACUAGAAUUCAAAGGGGUCUUGCGCUUUCAACGAAUCUUUCGUAAAAUUAUAUCGAGCAGUACUUUAUGUGACAGAAAAGUAUACCUGAUGAAGGGUGGACAGUUUUAGUGGUGAAUUUCAUUCCUUUUGACUUUCAUAGCGUCGACACCGGAAAUAACUUUACUGUAUUUUAGUUUGUUCGAGAUCGAUUCUUAGGGUAAGCAACCUUUAAUUGAAUGCUUCGAAAUUUGAUCUUUUGCCCUUCGUGAGCAAUUUCGCUUCAUUUUUUCAAAAAAAGAGUUUGGUAUAGCUAAGAAAAACUCUCAGUAAAAGACCUGGUGUUGAGCGCUAUCCUAUUCCCACACGCUUGUAUUUGUCUGCCGAUAGUGGCCUUUAGUUUCCGUUUCUUACGACAAUGAACUAAAGAUUGUUUUAGAAACAGAACUGGGCGCUUCAGUAAAUAUUUUUCGCGCAUCUUAAUCUUGUACAAUGGAAAAACUGCGAGGAUGGACCGAGUAUCGCUUUAUUCGUUGAAACCAAAACAAAGUAUAGUGAUUCAGAAAUAUCCUAUUGUUGAGACAGUCCUUGACGGAGAUGAAGUUUCUAACAAGAAAAACCUCAUCAUGAUAGAAAUAAUUUUGACCUCAAAGACAUUUUAGCCAAAUUUUUAGUGGACUGAAUGUACUAUUUUCUCUUUAUCGGUUGGGUGUGUGAUCUUAGCUUAGUGUACUGGAGAGGUGUCAGAUUCGCAGUUGACUUGUCAUUAACAGAAAAAAUAAAACCUCUCCUCUAGCAUCACCUACAUGAACUAUCAACAAAAGUAUUUCUCAAAUAUAUUCCGAGGGUUUCCCGGAACAUGGGUAGUUUGCACGAAAUAAGUGUGAAUCGAUCGCUAGGAUGGGUCUCCUUUGCAACCGCUCUAGAGCUAGGAUGUCAUGCAACGUUACUGCCGAAGGAGGCGUUCCAGAGCUAGGAUGUCACGCAAUGUCACUCCCAAAGGAGGCUUUGCGGAAAAUCCUAUGGACAGCUUUAACCCUUUAUACCCUAACAUCAGUAUGCAUCUUCUCCAUACUGUUCUCUAUACAUUUCCUGAGGUGUUGACAUGGAGAAUUUGUCUAAUAAUCAUGAGCUUCUUUAGCUGGUGAUCAUUUCCUUUAUUGUCGUGACCUUUAUGUGUGAUUCGGGGGGGAGAAGUUAGAUGCUUGUCACUCUUAGGGAGUCAAAUGGUUAUUAGAAUGUUAGUAACGCUUCCCUUCGUAGAAUGUGGUUCGUUUCAUGGAGACCUUACGGAGAUUUAAAGAAAAUGGAAAAUCUUUUCAGGUCCAAUUUACUGUAGCCUUUGCUAUACCGGACUGAGCUCUCCGGUUUUUUUCGGAACGUCAAUCUCUGGGAACAAAACGAGGUGAAACUUGGAAGCGAGAGGCUAGGAACUUUGUGCUCGCGGCUUUUUCUUUGCCCUCACAGUUUCAGAUAUGAGAGGCGGUGAACAGCAUUUCUUUAAAAUUUUUUUCUAGGUGCUUUUCUCAUCCCGUACGUCUUCAGUUUGGUUGUAAUGGGAAUCCCCCUGUUUUUCAUGGAGUUGGCGAUUGGUCAGAGCCUGCGUCAAGGAUCUGUGGGUGUGUGGAAUGCCAUUCACCCCUUCUUGGGUGGACUGGGGUUCGCAUCAGUGGUUAUCUGCCUGUUGGUGGGCCUGUAUUACAACAUGAUCAUCGCCUGGUGCUUUUACUAUUUAUUCGCUUCUUUCCAGGACCCUUUGCCUUACGCCAAUUGUCCUAUGGUGGAUAAUGUCACUUUCGUGGAGGAGUGUCACUUAGCAGGUCGUACACAGUAUUACUGGUACAGGAAUGCCUUAGAAAUAAGUGCGUCCAUCGAAGAGAGUGGAGGACUCCUGUGGCAUUUGUGCCUGGUGUUGCUGCUCUCUUGGAUUGUUGUAUUCUUGUGCAUGAUGCGUGGUGUGGAAUCAGCAGGAAAAGUGAGUACUAUGAUAAAUAUUCUUGCAUUUAACCAUAGUUUACUGGUAGCCUAAAUUUUCUUCUCUGUUUCAGUCUUUCGACAUCCUUCUCCAUCCUUGUCUCUUCUGGGUUUAUUGUCUUGUUUAUCUCUUUUGAGUCAAUGUAUUGUGUUUGUGUUUAUGUUUAAGGUAGCUUUUAGCGCCAAAAAAGAAAAAACCGCUACAUAGUUCUCUACGGUAAUGAGCCUUCUAACUCAUCGAGAUCGUUCGUUUUCUUUUGCGGAAGAUAAAUAAUUGCAGUGUGUUUGUAUUCCUACUUUUCAACCACAGAAAGAGUGAGACACUUGCCACACUAAUGCGUUUUUCCUUUAAUUUUAUAGCGUUUAAGUUUGUGUGAAGGACAAAAACGUUUCAAAGAUAUGAGUUUGCGAACGAGGUUGGGGCCUAAAUGUCCCUUCGCGCUGCUAGAAGUCGGAUAAACUUGCUUGACAAAGAAGUUGUGAGUGCUUCGUUGAUAAAAUGGUGACGGCAGUUUUCGUCCUUUGAUAAUUGAGAGGACGAAUCAGAUUCAGUUCACAGCGUUGCAAUAGUUGAAAAUUGUUUGAGUUUCUUUCUGGUUUGCAGGCAGUCUACUUCACCGCCACAUUUCCAUACGUCGUACUGAUUAUCUUCUUUGGUCGUGGGAUCAGUUUACCAGGCUCUGUUGAUGGCGUCAAACACAUGUUUACCCCUCAGGUAGUAAACCCAGUCAUGAAACAAAUAUGAAACAUCUAAGAUUUUAAUUAAAUAGUCUGUUUUAUUCCUGUGAGCAUGAGAGAUAACAAUUACCUUCAUCAAAAUGGCCCAGAUUAAGUUAUUUCACCAGACAUUUCACGUAUUUCAGAUUAAUUUGGAUCCCACUUUGUUUUUUCAAACAAAAUCAGACAACAACAACAAAAAAAAGAAUUAGAAAUUUGCGUACAAUUCAACGCUUGCGAAAAACUUAAUAUCCCAAGAGAUCUUAAAACUGAUUUAAUCUAUUUAUAAACCUGUAUUGGUUAAACCAAAUAAACUCUCGAAAAUUUUUAAAGGAGAUUGCAAGUUAUUAUGUGCUUUGUGUGCCAGCAAAUAACUGGUAUAAUCAAUAUCUCAAUCUUAUUUUUGGUAUUCUCUUUGUUUUCUUUUUCCAGUUUGAUAAACUUACUGAUCCUCAAGUCUGGCUGGAAGCCGCCACACAGAUUUUCUACUCGUUAGGAGUUGCUUUCGGUGGACUCAUCGCCAUGUCCAGUUACAACGAUGUCCAUAACAAUUGCAAACGGGACGCUAUUCUGGUGUCCACCAUCAACUGUGGCACCUCAAUCUUUGCUUCAAUUGUCAUUUUCUCCAUUCUUGGAUUCAAGGUAAGAUCAUAAAUAAUGCUGUCGGCACAAAUAUGUUUAAAAAGGUUGUAAAUGAAUUUGGAAUUCGGUCGUCGAAUAAAAAUUUGUAUUCAAUGGUCAGAAGCCAAGUGUUUCCGUCACAAAGUGCGCUUAAAAAACACUCCUUCGCUUUUUAUUUGUAGCUUUAAGUCAACAAUUCAUGUAGAUUUACACCAAAUGCCAUUUCUAGAUAUGGUCAUGUAAACCAUAAACGUAACAUACCUAACACAUGUUACAACUAAGAAUCUUAAUUUCCCACCAGAGAUAGGAUCUCGGGAACAUGUGCUUUACCGCUGAGAGCCGGUGAGCUGGGUUACUAUUAGGUUCACAUUCGACAUCCGUGCUGAACGCUUUUAGGGGAAAACGGUUACCACCCUUUUUUUUUUUUUUUCAAGGCCCAUCAUUCAUAUCACGAAUGUUUGGAUAUCUACGGAGGAAAUAGCACCAACAUUGAAAAGCAUUGUAAGGAUUUGGAAUUUUGGUUGUCUGAGGUAAGUGCGUACACUCAGUGUGAAGAUGAUACAUUUCCUAGUUCACAAUAAAAGCUGUAAUGAAUUGAUAUCUAUGCAUUUUAUCUUCGAGGAUGUUGUCCGUUGCAUUCUUGUAGGGAAGGAAGCGACCACGAAAAGUGGGUCGAGCACUUCAUGUCAUAUUAAUUGAAUAAACUGUAUAUUGAACGAUGUACAGGCCAAAUUUUUUAAGCAACAAAUAUAGAACAGCAAAGGACCAUAUUAAGAGUAAUCAUACCUUGUAUGUCUAACAUGAGGAGCAACUAACACUGAAAUGGAUGAGAUGCCAAAAACUUUGAAAAGAGAAGCUAAACGCUAUGGUUGCUAUUUUUUCCUUUCUGUAUCCAGUCUGCACAGGGACCUGGGUUAACAUUCAUCGCCUUCACGGAAGCGAUAGUGAAGAUGCCCAUAUCCCCGCUGUGGGCUGUGCUGUUUUUUUGCAUGUUACUGACUCUUGGACUCGGCAGUAUGUUUGGAACUUUGGAGGGAGCGCUCACACCUUUAUAUGACCUUCAAAUUUUUCCUUGCCGGAAAGAGAUCCUCACUGGUAAGUAAAUGAAACUAUGGUAAGUUUAAAAAUUAAUAUGUGUUAAGGUUAGGAGAGAAGAGCUCAUUCCUUGAUGAUAACCGAAACACGAGACUUUCCGUACUCUGAAUCAGGUUGAAAUGCUCUUCAGUGUGCUCGUGACGGUGGAUUCCGCCAUAUAAAUUUACUUUGCAGGCCUGCUUGACUUCUGCAGUCCGAGAAUGUGUUUUUUAUUUUCUUUCCCUAAUUUCACAAGUAUUUUAUUUCUCGUCUCUUUUUAUUGUCCGAUUUUAACAGAGAAAUGAUGACAUCUUGAAGGGUGAGGAAACUGACCGUAGAUCUUGGGAGUUUUAGGGUAAAAUUUAAGCUCGUGAUAAAAGCUUAUGAUGGCGGAUAUUCCACGUUAUUCAUGUUAUCUCCAGGUAUCCUCUGUGUUGCUAGUUUCCUGGUUGGUUUGUUAUUCUGUCAGAGGUCCGGCGAGUACUGGCUGCAGAUGUUUGAUUCGUUCAGUGGAACCAUUCCUGUUCUGUUCAUCGGCUUCUUUGAGCUGAUUGCUGUUCAUUACAUCUAUGGUGCAUCCAAGUAAGUGCCUCAAUACUUGAUGCUCGGUGCAAGGGAGCAAAGACAUGUCCUGCUUCACUCUUCACGCCAUGUUUGACUUGGUAUUUUAUAUUCAAUGAAGCAAAAUAUCCCUCGCAAAAUUUGUUUUUCCUCAUGGUUGAAAAAGAGGAAGGGGGACGUCCGUUGGCAGGACUACUGUUUUAGAUCUUGGUAGACUGAUAAGUUGAGUUUGUCUUAUCGCGUUUAGUCCAAAAUUUUAGAAAUAGGAUAUUUUGAUGUUUUCUCCUCCACUAGCUGCUUAGUUUUAAUCCCCAUCGUGUUUGAAUAAGGGUUUUACUUACUUACUUACUUACCCAUCACUUACAGGGUUUCAACACCAAAAGCAUGGAGCGACUAAGAGAAUCACUUACCUCCCCUCUCUCUCCUCCCACCCUAGGAGCGAGCACAGUGGAAGGACUCUAAUCCAGACCUCUCUCGUAUUUCAGGACAUUAGUCGCUAGGCCACAAGUUCGCCCAAUGUUUGCUUUCCUCUGAGACUAAUUUUUGUUUUACGUUUCUCCUCAGGUUUGAGGAUGAUAUCGAGUACAUGAUUGGAAGCCGACCUGGGUGGUAUUGGAAGAUCACAUGGCGCUUUGUUGCCCCAUUCCUUGUUUUCAGUAUUCUGGUGGCUAGUAUAGUAAACAUGGGAAUCAAACCUAUCGUUUAUUCAGCCUGGCAUCCGGAACUUGUGAGUAAAUUCAGCUUUUACUUUCUUUGUUCAUGCUUAUGGGAAUGCGGUUUACCCGUAAAUACACGAAAUAGCCCUGCCUCGAAAAAAGGUGCCCGUGCUUGUUUUGCGAACAUAACAAAUUUAAAAUGAGAAGUGCGACGAAAAACAACAAAUUUGAAAAAGGGCCGAGGCGCUCUUCCGAGUUAACACGGUGGUCAUAUAAACGACUGCUGAUUUAAACCAUUUUUCUCGUAUGAGCAAUGACUUCGUUCUGCUUUACUUGGCAGAGUGGAAGAUUUUUGAACAUUCAUUCCUAAUAGAGAAUUAAAUCAUCUUUUUGGGGGUGAAAAACUGAUGUUAAAUAAAAACAAUUUCUUAUCCUAUCGCAGGCAGACGUGGUCCCGACUCAAUAUCCAAAUUGGGGAUAUGUUGUAAUAGUCAUUCUGAUUCUGUCGUCGUGUUUCUUUAUUCCAUUCAUCUUUAUACUGCGGAGGUUUGGUUUCACUAAUUACGAGAAAAAAGUGAGGCGCUCGGUGAGGGGAGAUGACGUCAUACCUCCGGGAUCUCUGACACCCCAAUUGUCACGUGUCGCACUAAAUUUAUCAGAAGAACCGCUGGGUGGGACCGACGACUUCGACGAAAAGUAUGAAUCGUAA